This is a messenger RNA of Syngnathus typhle (broad-nosed pipefish), 1887 nucleotides long. RefSeq names its product hes-related family bHLH transcription factor with YRPW motif 1 (gene hey1). The transcript is spliced from 5 exons. NCBI's taxonomy places the organism in Eukaryota, Metazoa, Chordata, Actinopteri, Syngnathiformes, Syngnathidae. Gene Ontology annotation, biological process: regulation of transcription by RNA polymerase II; circulatory system development; regulation of neurogenesis. Gene Ontology annotation, cellular component: nucleus. The coding region runs from base 376 to 1290 and encodes 304 amino acids. The record is from RefSeq and is a predicted model, not a curated record. Gene Ontology annotation, molecular function: DNA-binding transcription factor activity, RNA polymerase II-specific; protein dimerization activity; RNA polymerase II cis-regulatory region sequence-specific DNA binding.
AUCACUCCGGGCUCUUUAUUGCAGGGUUAGUAAAUAAUUAUGUCAUGAAGCGAAUUGUAGACUAAAUAUGAACUGUUGCAAAUGGAUUCUGAAGAGCGCAGCGCAACCCAAACCCCUUGACGUCAGGCUUGGCGCCCGCGAGUCUCACGCUGUCCAUCACAGUGAGACCUCUUCACUUUGCAAAUUCCUCUCCUGCCUCUGACUGCAUGGCCGAGGCUGGUGCACAGUGUUUCCGUCAGUCAAAGCGGCAGGUCGAUGCCUCAUUGGCUGUCCGCCCUCGCGCUCGGGCCCGCCUCCCGCGCCUUCAAAUGACACUGUGAGAACGCCGCUCCAGCCAUACGCAAUUCGCACGCUCGCGCUGGCCGAGAGGACAAGAUGAAGAGGAGCCACGAUUUCAGCUCGUCGGACAGCGAGCUGGACGAAGCCAUCGAGGUGGAGAAGGAGAGCGCAGAUGAGAGCGGCAACAUUCGCUCUCCCCUCUGUUUGGCAUUUCCAAGCGCUUCUAUUCAGGUGCAGGCGAGGAAGAGGCGGCGAGGAAUCAUUGAGAAACGUCGUCGUGACCGAAUCAACAACAGCUUGAGUGAACUCCGCAGGCUGGUGCCGAGCGCCUUUGAGAAGCAGGGUUCAGCCAAGUUGGAGAAAGCUGAAAUUCUGCAGAUGACUGUGGACCAUCUGAAGAUGCUCCAUGCUGCAGGUGGCAAAGGGUUUUUAGACGCGCACGCCCUGGCAAUGGAUUACCAAAGUCUGGGUUUCCGGGAGUGCCUGGCGGAGACGACGCGCUACCUCAGCGUGGUGGAGGGUCUGGAAAACGCCGACCCCCUGAGGAUCCGGCUGGUGUCGCACCUUAACAACUACGCCAGCCAGCGCGAGGUCCACAUGGGGCUGGGCCAGCUGGCGGCGUGGGGUUCUGCCUUCGCCUCGCCAACGGUGCCCCACAUGCCCCGCCUGCCGUUCGUGGCCGGGUUGCCCCGCACCGGCAGCCCCCGGUCCUCGUCCUCUUCCGCUUCGUCGCCGCCGUCUGCAGAGAGGCAAAGUGACACCGCCACCCCUCACCUGGAACAGUUGCCGCCCAGUGUGUGCGGGCCCUCUGCCACCGCCGCCCCCAUCUUGCACCCCGCUCUGGUGUCCUCAUCGACGGCCAAGCACCUCCUCUCAGCAUUCCCCUUCCCUUUGGGAGCCUUCCCGCUCAUGUCUCCCGUCGCGGCCGCCGCCCUCUGCCCGCCGACCCCGAUACUUUCUGCUGUGGGCAAACCGUACAGACCCUGGGGGAUGGAGAUUGGAGCUUUUUGACUGGCCCAAAAAGACUCGCAAAUGAGCUGGACUCGUCCAAAUAUGUUUUUGUUUUUCAUUUGUACCUUGUGCCACUCCACACCUGUGACGUGUUCCCUUCUCGUCUGCCAUCUUUUCGGACCUUCACCUGUCCGCUCCAACUUGUCAUCUGUAACCUCCACCCAGCACACAUCCACACUGAAACCCUUGACCCGUUCCAUCUACGCUUGAGACUCGCAAUGAGCUGGACUCUUCAAGACUUUGUCACAUCCUUGUGUAGGGCCACAUCAGGAGAGGUGUGCAACCAGAGUGAGUCAACAUGUUGAUUGAUCGCUGUGCCUUCCCGUCUCUCCUUUUCUCUUUAUGAUGAAGUUUCUCCUUCAGCUCAUCCUUCUUUAACCCGUCUUCACCAACACGCCUCCUUCGACAUCCCGACAGAGAUGGCGCACCCCUCCCCCUCUCACAGUCCCUAAAAAAAUGUCAAAACAAAUUCAAUACUCUAGACCACUAUCACAUUGUAUAUCUUGCCUACCCACUGGGGUUGUUUACACCUCCGUUUUGAUGUUUGUCUUGUUGCUCAUUGCAAGCAUCCUAAAAUAAACAAGCUCUGAUGAAUCA